ACGACUCAGUUCUUUAUAUUUUGCUUCAGUGCAGCGAGACUUGUUUGUCAUUUUUAAGGUGGUCUUGAAUAAUAGUUUGUCUGAAGUUUUUCUUCGGACAUUAGUCUGAAAAUGGUUAGGUACAAUGUUUUUUUUAUUGUUUUUUUUUUAAAGUCACUUAGCAUAUAGAUCGUUGAAUCAAGCAUAAAUCCAGCUAUGAAAAAUGCCAAUGGUGACAUUCUGAUGGGCAUCAAAUAGUAUUUGUCCAUCAAAAAAGUUUUUAACUGAAAACUUGGCAUAUUAGCAUUCUUUGCAUUUUAGUUUUAUUAUUUCACCAAAACACAACAGUCAUCUCAAGGCGCUUACUGCCAUGUCCUUGAGAUAUAGAAACAGAAAAAAUCCUGCAAGACCCGUGAGAUGGAUCUGACCCUUCAGGUGAUCCAUAGGUUUUCGAAGCCUCAUGUAAAAUGGUUGCUGCCAAGAAGCCAUUCUUAAGGAAGCUGAGCAAUGCCAAACUACACAAUUUUCUUCCCAGACCAAUCAUUUCAAAGAAUCCUGGAGGGGUGGCUUGGCCUAUGUUAUCAAUGAAUGCUUCACAUACCAUCUGGAGAUCAUAGACACCUGCUAUUUUAUUAUUUCUCAUCACAGUAAUUUUACUUAGUAAAACUUGAUAAUGAAUGCAAUAUUCUAACCUCACUCAUAAUCGUUGGUUGUUACUUUUAAAUAGUAAUUCGUUACUGUUACGUCUCCAAGAAAGUAAUCCCAUUACUUUAAAAAGGUAAUCAGAUUAUGCAUUACUGUCCCAUCUCUGCUCAUAAUACACUGAAACCCUUAGUAACUCUCUAGGGUUACAUUCAAUAUAGAAACAGCUUUAGUGAAGGUUACAAAUGAUCUUGUGGACUCAUCUCUGCCUGUCAUGCUAGACCUCUGUGCAGUGAUCGAAAGUUGAUCACAUUUUAUUACAGCGAUUAGCGCCAGCUGUAGGCAUUAAAAGGUACCGGGCUAUACUUGUUUGAAUCAUUUAAUAGAUCUAAUAUGAUCACGGAGAUGGAGAGUCCUCUUCACACAUUAUGGAAUUCCACAGGGUCCCAUGUCGGGACCAAUUCAGUUUACAUUAUACACGCUUCUCUUAUUAGAAGGCAUAUUUUCAUUACUAUGCAGAUAAAGAGCUUUGUCUGUCCACAAAGACGGAUGACACACACCAAUAACUUUUUAAUAAAUCUUAAAAGAUUUAUGCAGUUAGAGGUCAGCUCCUGGAUGAUCUCUAAUUUUCUACUUCUAAAUUCAGAAGUAGAAACAGCGUCGUUGCUUUUGUAUCACCUGCGAAGUGCAUUGCAACCUGUGCACUGCUGCCCGCGGGACGGAGACCAGUAGCUCCGCAGCUUCUCUGCCGACGCCCCUCCUUCUCCUCCGGUACUCCUCCGAGCACAAUGCGCUGAUAUCCGCACGCUCGGUAAAAGAAUGAUUUCUUUUGUGUCGACAGUAGAGGGUGUUCCCAGAGAUACGGGCACCGCAAGCCUUUACCAGCGGAUCAGAAAGGUCUUGACGAGGGACCUGCUGGUGACCUUGGCCCUGGGUCAGGUCCUGUCCUUGUUAAUUUGCGCUUUAGGUCUGACAAGCAAAUACCUGGCGAAUGACUUUCACGCUAACACUCCAGUGUUUCAGAGCUUCCUCAACUACAUCCUGCUGUUUCUGGUGUACACUACCACGUUGGCAGUCAAGCAAGGGGAAGGGAACUUGCUGGCCAUUCUAAUGCAGCGCUGGUGGAAAUACAUGAUUCUGGGUGUCAUAGACAUUGAGGCCAACUAUUUGGUCCUUAGGGCUUACCAGUACACUACACUGUCCAGUGUACAGCUCUUAGACUGUUUUGUCAUCCCAGUGGUAUUGCUGCUGUCCUGGUUCUUUCUCCUAGUGAGAUACAAGACUGUCCAUUUUGUCGGGACAGGUCUAUGUUUGCUUGGCAUUGGCUGCAUGGUAGGAGCUGACAUUCUUCUUGGUGGACAGCAAGGCUUUGGAGAGCAGAAGCUGUUUGGGAAUCUGCUAGUUCUGGGAGGAGCUAUGCUGUACGGAAUAUCCAAUGUAUGCGAAGAGUUUAUUGUAAAGAACUUGAGUCGUGUUGAAUUCCUGGGCAUGUUGGGACUAUUUGGAUCCUUCUUCAGCGGCAUUCAGCUGGCUAUCAUGGAACACAAAGAGCUUCUAAGAGUAUCCUGGAACUGGUUCACAGGUCUUCUUUAUGUUGGUUUCAGUGCCUUCAUGUUUGGCCUUUACAGCUUCAUGCCUGUUGUGAUGAAGAGGACUAGUGCCACCUCAGUCAAUCUGUCUCUGCUCACAGCUGACCUUUACAGUCUCUUCUGUGGCCUCUUUCUCUUUCACUACAAGUUCUCGGGUCUCUAUCUGUUGUCAUUCUUCAUCAUUAUCUUGGGCCUGGUUUUUUACUCCUCCUCGUCAACCUAUGUGGUCCAGGACCCACGAGUCUACAAGCAAUUCAGAAACAAAGACAAUCAAACACCAUAUGAACCACCUCCACUUUGCCCUAGAGUCUUGGAGCCCACUGUCAUCUACACUACCCUGAGCCCUGAGCAAGGAGACGAGUUUCCUGUUAAAGUAGCCUAAGAACUGGGACAGAGUUAAGUGCAUUAGCCUGAUAAACUUGUGAGUCAGGUGCAACCCCCAGGUUUCCCUUGUAUACAAAUGAAUAGUGCUAGGCUUUGCCCAAUCUGGUAAGCAGGAUAGCUGGGAUCACCCAGGUAAGUCAUGGUAUUCAUUUCAUGGUCUUAAUGGAGAAAUGUCUCCAUGCUCAUAAACACAAAUUCAUUUAGCUACAUAUUGUAUGUACUGAGAAAUGACUGACCAGAAUGUAAUUUAAACACAUAGCAAUGUGAGUUGAGUUCACGGUCAUCAAAGACUGUGCAUAGAGUAUAGUAGCUGUAUAUGAUGAUGUAAAGAGAUGGUAUUGUAAUUUUUAUGUUAUCACGUAUUUCUUCUAAUAUUUGCAAGAGGAUAUUGUAUGGAUGUAAACUAUCGUCUGCCCAAUAUUGCUCUUAUUUCAAAGAAAGAAGUUCAAUAAAUUUACAAAAUUAAGUGCACAUUGUAUAUAAUAAUAAGGAUUCUCUGUAGGAUCUGAUUGUUUGCAGGCUGAAAGAAGGAUAACUAUAUUCUAACGCCCUGUUUUCCACAGUGUAAGUAUUAGUGAGGCGUGAAAGAGAUUUCAAAUUCAGUGUUAUAUUUGUCAUAGGCCCUAGAAUGUUGAAUUCAGGAUCCAGCUGAUGUUUGUGAGGUACAUUUUGGUUUUUCAAGAGAUGCAUUCAGAGGAGUCAUGUAUCAUCUGGACUGCUGUUACAGCUGUAUACUGUUUUGAAAAAUACAGGUCAUUGUUCAAAAUGUUUUUGUUGGUUGCUUUGAAAAAAAAAUGUACAGUACAUACAGUGAGAUCAACCUUAACUGAGUUUUAUUUAUCGGACACGGUUUUUAUGUGUAAAUAAUUGUAUGCAAUUGGAACAUAAAAAACGAAGGUUGACAAAACAUAACUUAAUUGCGUGCAACCAAUGUACAUUUUUUUAUGUUAAUCCCACAGGUUAUUUUUUUCAGUGUACUCUAGUGGUGUACAUGACAGAUGAUUCAUUUCAAAUAAUAAAAUAUAAAAGAUGUCCAUUUGUUGGUGUUCAUAAUUCUAUUUUUCACAUCCCAAAUUUCCUAAAAAUAAUUAGAAAACCAUUUCUGAAAUGCACUUACUCAGUAGAAACAAUAAUACAGACAUAAUACUGCUGAAUACUGACUGACAUUUUUAACAAUAUGUUGCGUUACUACUGAGUCACUCAUAUUAAAUGAAACCCAUUGUGGAGGAGGGUGUUUCUUCUUCACUCACUAUGUGUUAAUAGACCUCUCUGCAUUGAAUCAUACCUGUUAUUAAUCUCUGGCUCUCUUUCACAGCAUGUCUUUAAUCCUGUCUUCCUUGUCUCACCCCAGAUGGCCGCCCCUCCCUGAGCCUGGUUCUGCUGGAGGUUUCUUCCU
Molecule: messenger RNA, 3990 nt
Organism: Haplochromis burtoni (Burton's mouthbrooder)
Lineage: Eukaryota; Metazoa; Chordata; Actinopteri; Cichliformes; Cichlidae
Gene: slc35f1
Product: solute carrier family 35 member F1
Exons: 8
Coding region: 1441-2592 (383 amino acids)
Biological process (GO): transmembrane transport
Cellular component (GO): membrane
Molecular function (GO): transmembrane transporter activity
Source: RefSeq, a predicted model, not a curated record